AAUACACUCUUCUAUUUCAGUACCCUCUCAAGUCGCUUUCUCUGUUGAGUUCACUUAGCCAUUUUUUUUUAUGUUGUGGUAUUCUCUGUAAAAGAAACCUUCUUGGAGAAGAAAUGGAGAAUAGGGUACCCUCCUCCUCCUCCUUCUUCUUCUUGUUCUCUUUCUCACUCAUGCUGCAACUUCUCUUGCACCUUUCUUCUGCCCAGAUGACAGCAGGUUUUGUAAGUUUGGACUGUGGUGGUAAAGAAAAUUUCACUGAUGAUAUUGGUAUUGAAUGGACUCCUGAUGAUAAACAUAGGUUUGGAGAAAUAAGCAAUAUAUCGGUUGCCAAUGAGACACGGAAGCAAUACACAACACUACGAUACUUUCCUGCCGAUUCCAGAAAAUACUGCUACACAAUUGAUGUUGUCAGUAGGACGAGGUACCUACUACGAGUUUCAUUCUUGUACGGGAACUUUGAUGCAAACAAUGUCUAUCCAAAAUUUGACAUUUCUGUUGGUGCUACUCAUUGGUCGUCUAUUGUUAUAUCCGAUGCUAACACUAUAGAAGCGAGAGAGCUUAUAUUUUUGGCAUCAAGUUCUACAGUUAGUUUAUGUUUAUCAAAUGCAACAACUGGGAAGCCAUUCAUAUCUACACUUGAACUCCGUCAAUUCAAUGGUUCAGUUUAUUACACAUAUGUUGAGGAGCAGGCUUACCUCAGUGUCUCUGCAAGGAUAAAUUUUGGUGCCGAAAGUGAUGCCCCAAUCAGGUAUCCUGACGACCCAUUUGAUAGAAUUUGGGAGUCAGAUUCUGUCAAGAAAGCGAAUUAUCUUGUUGAUGUUGCUGCCGGAACUAGGAAAAUUUCCACAAACCAAUCAAUUGAAGUUAAUAGUGAUGAAAUGCCACCCAUGAAAGUAAUGCAGACAGCUGUGGUGGGCACAAAUGGAUCUCUAACUUAUAGGUUGAACUUGGAUGGUUUUCCUGGUAUUGCAUGGGCAUUCACCUAUUUUGCUGAGAUUGAAGAUUUGGCUGAAAAUGAGUCCAGAAAAUUCAGGCUAGUACUUCCAGGUCAUCCAGAUAUUAGUAAGGCCGUGGUAAAUAUUGAAGAAAAUGCCCCAGGAAAAUAUCGUCUCUAUGAACCAGGAUUUACUAAUUUAUCUCUGCCCUUUGUUUUGAACUUUAAAUUUGGCAAAACAUCUGAUUCUACCAGGGGCCCUCUUAUAAAUGCCAUGGAGAUUAACAAGUAUUUGGAGAAAAAUGAUGGCUCUCCUGAUGGAGAAGUUAUAUCUAGUGUACUUUCACACUACUCCUCAGCAGAUUGGGCACAAGAAGGGGGUGACCCAUGUCUACCUGUUCCAUGGUCAUGGGUCCGUUGUAGCUCAGAUCAACAGCCAAAAAUAGUUUCAAUUUUGUUGUCAAAUAAAAACUUGACGGGUAAUAUUCCUUUGGACAUCACCAAAUUGACUGGUUUGGUUGAACUAUGGCUUAAUGGAAAUGAAUUGACUGGCCAAAUACCAGAUUUCACUGGAUGUAUGGACUUAAAGAUCAUUCAUCUCGAGAACAAUCAGUUGACAGGUGCACUCCCAACCUCUUUGGUGAACCUCCCAAAUUUGAGGGAACUGCAUGUCCAAAAUAAUAUGCUAUCUGGAACUGUACCGUCGGGUCUUCUGAGCAAAGAUUUGGUUUUGAACUACUCUGGAAACAUUAAUCUUCAUAAAGGAAGCAGCAAAAAGAAUCACUUGUAUGUGAUUAUUGGGUCAGCAGUUGGGGCUUUCGUUCUACUUUUGGCCACUAUUAUAUCUUGCUUGUUUAUGCAUAAAGGCAGCCUUGCUUCUCACCCUUCUCGAAGUAUGGAUUCUUCUAAGAACAUUGGUCCUGCAGAAGUUGCUCACUGCUUCAGCCUUUCUGAAAUCGAAAAUUCUACAAACAAUUUUCAGAAACAAAUUGGUUCUGGAGGUUUUGGAGUUGUUUACUAUGGGAAGCUGAAAGAUGGAAAUGAGAUAGCAGUUAAAGUUUUAACCAGUAAUUCCUAUCAGGGCAAACGAGAGUUCUCCAAUGAGGUGACUCUUCUCUCAAGAAUACAUCACAGAAACUUGGUAAAGCUUCUUGGGUAUUGUAGAGAAGAAGGAAAAAGCAUGCUUAUAUAUGAGUUCAUGCGUAAUGGAACUCUCAAGGAACAUCUUUAUGGCCCAUUAACACAUGGACGGAGUAUUGAUUGGAUGAAGCGUCUUGAGAUUGCAGAAGAUGCUGCAAAAGGGAUUGAAUAUCUUCACGCAGGUUGUGUUCCUGCAGUCAUCCAUCGAGACUUAAAAAGCAGCAACAUUCUUCUUGACAAAGACAUGAGAGCCAAGGUUUCAGAUUUUGGCCUCUCAAAACUUGCUGUGGAUGGUGCUUCCCAUGUUUCUAGCAUAGUUCGAGGGACAGUAGGAUAUUUGGAUCCUGAGUACUAUAUGUCCCAGCAGCUUACUGACAAGAGUGAUAUUUAUAGUUUUGGCGUAAUUCUUCUUGAACUCAUGUCUGGUCAAGAAGCAAUAUCUAAUGACAAAUUUGGUGCUAAUUGCCGAAACAUAGUCCAAUGGGCAAAAUUACACAUUGAGAAUGGAGAUAUACAAGGUAUUAUUGAUCCCGUGCUACAAAACAACUACGACCUUCAAUCAAUGUGGAAAAUAGCAGAAAAAGCAUUAAUGUGUGUUCAACCACAUGGACAUAUGCGACCACCAAUUUCAGAAGUUCUGAAGGAGAUACAAGAUGCAAUUGCAAUUGAGAGAGAGGCCAAAGGCAAUUCAGAUGAGCCAAGAGAUUCAUUUCAUUCUUCAAUCAACAUGGGUUCUAUGGAUUUGGCUGUAAAUGAUCACUACCACCUCUCAAUUGAUGAAUCCAUUGAACAGCCUACUGCACGGUAGUGCAAAUAUACAUGCACAUAUUUUUCCCAUUUUGAUUUUUUGUUAAAAUAUUGGCAAGCCCUAUGGUGUCUAAAGUUUGAUGCCCCUCCCAAUUUUCACUUGUUAUCGGAUGCUGUGAUAUAUGUAGGUUUUGCUUUGCAUAUAACUCGUAGUUGUAGGUUUCAAAUUUUGGUUUUUGCCCAGAUGAAUGUGGCAACAUUAAUAUGGCAAA
Cajanus cajan (pigeon pea) is the source of this 3093-nucleotide messenger RNA. Lineage: Eukaryota; Viridiplantae; Streptophyta; Magnoliopsida; Fabales; Fabaceae. The record is from RefSeq and is a predicted model, not a curated record.